UGUGUUUUUCUUGACAAAACAAAAAGUUCUCUGCUGCAAACGUUUUAAAAGUUAUUUAUACUCGUCAAAAGUUAAUUUCCUCCUURAAUGGAAUAAUUUAACGCUUCCUUGCGGACUUCAAGGUAUUUUUAUGAACUCAAAAUGGCUCAUCCGGCCAGAAUAAAGAAACAAACUGAGCACCUCAACUUUGGCAAAGCUUUUGACGGAAUUCCAGCUGAGAUACGAAGUGCAGCACAUGAAGUCACUAGAAGACGACAAGGAGUAGAAGAAGCUCUGAAUCACACAGAUGAUUUGUCGGAAACAGUCAUGAACUAUUUAGUGGAGUAUCUGACAGUACGGGAUACCCUUCAGAGCAUCAAGAAGAAGGCUCGUAGCAGCUCAAGACUCAGAUUCAAGUGGACUAACUUUCUGCAUGAGGAUAAAGUAACAUCAGAUGAUGUUGAAUUUGAUGUUGCAUCUCUGCUUGUUGCUGUGGGAUUAUGGCACAUGGAUCAUGCUAAUCAGUUGAACUUGAGCAUGAAGGAAGAUGAAGAAAAUGAAGAUAAAAUGAAGGAGUCAUUGCAGUCUUUAAAGACUGCUGCAGGAAUAUUUGAAUGCCUGAAAUCUCUGGGUCAUGUAUCYCAUGGCAACAAAGAUAUUGAUGCAUCAUCAAUUAGAGCCCUCCAUUUACAAUCUCUUGCUGAAGGACAGUGUGUCACAAUUGACAGAGCCAUCAAAAAGGGACAUAAGGCAUCUCUUGUCAGUCAACUUUGUGCCGAUGUGGCUGAGAAAUAUUCAUCUGCAGCAAAACAACCUGAUGAGGAGCAUCACUUAGAACACAAAUGGGCCACGUACCUGAAAUUCCAAUCUGAAACAUAUCUAGCACUUUCAAGGUGUUUUCAAGGCAUCCAUCUCUUAGAGACAGAAGAAAGGUGUGGAGAUGCAAUUGCAGUUUUAAWUGAAGCAACUAAACAUGUUGAACAAGCCUUAACACUUGCUAAAGAAUAUGACAAAAUCAAGCCCAAAACCAAGAUACAUCUAGGCGAAACAGCAAGCUUUGUAAGAACAAGGAAACUUGUAACAGAGAAAAAGGCAAAGUGUGACAGGGAAAACAGUAUGAUAUUCCAUCAAAAAAUCCCUGAGGACUGUCCUUCAUUAAGUGACCCUAAGUGUUUGGUUCAAGGUACACCAUUCCAUAUACCAGAACCUCAAGACCUUACUCUCAAUUCAAGUGAAGAAGAAGUGAAAGACACCUCGACAGAUGAAGGAACAACAACUGAAGAAAAUCCUAACUAAUAGGUACUUAAACUGACAACAGAUCCAGGUAUAAAGUAUACUAGGACUUUAGGAACCAUUUUUAUUUUGAAUUACUGUAAUCAAUACUGCAGUCAUUCCAAUGAACAAUGUCUGAUUAUAUUAUUUGCCCUACUUUUUUAUUUAUUACAUUUUGUGGUAACUAAGAUGUAUUCUCAUGCACAUGCAAGUUUGUUAAUUAGGUGUGUGUGUGGGGGGGUGCAUCUGGGGGCUCUCAUUGCCUCACUUUAAAAUCAUUUUCAUCUUAAGAAUUGAACAUCAUAGACCUGUAUGGCCCUGCUCUUGCACUCUAAUAAAAUCUUUGGAAAAAGUCAUGUGAUGGGUGCCGGAUGGGUUGACGUAAGCUGUCCCAAAUUGAAAGGUUUCUUAAUUGAAUUUAUACUAUACCUGCUUUUAUCUGUACAAUACUGAUUAUCAGUAUAUUCCAAGUUAUUUUUGCGUGCACAGAUCAUCAAGAGUUUUGG
Messenger RNA from Actinia tenebrosa (Australian red waratah sea anemone), 1757 nucleotides. Its product is annotated as BRO1 domain-containing protein BROX. Lineage: Eukaryota; Metazoa; Cnidaria; Anthozoa; Actiniaria; Actiniidae. The record is from RefSeq and is a predicted model, not a curated record.